Juglans microcarpa x Juglans regia is the source of this 1261-nucleotide messenger RNA. RefSeq lists its product as uncharacterized. Lineage: Eukaryota; Viridiplantae; Streptophyta; Magnoliopsida; Fagales; Juglandaceae. The transcript is spliced from 6 exons. The coding region runs from base 169 to 801 and encodes 210 amino acids. The record is from RefSeq and is a predicted model, not a curated record.
UUAGGCCCAAGGAGAGACUUGCGACGACAUUCCACUCCACGACUGGUUGUCCCCUGAAAAACAAAGCAACGAAUGGACUGAAAAUGGCGCUGCAGCUUAGGCUAGCUCGGUCACUUUGAUUCUCUCUUUAUUCCUGUAUUGUGUUAUUGUCAGCGGUCGGAGACAGUCAUGGAGGCGAUGGUGAAGAAAUAUCAGCAAAAAUUCAGAAAGGUUAGGGACGAAAUGAACCGUUGGGACGAGCUUCAAUCUCGCUUAAUUUCACAGUUCCGGAAUGCCUCCUCCAUCAUCGAGAGGCUGCAGAAUGUUAAAUUUUGGGCGUCUGUUGUCUGUGAUCAGGUGCUUCAAGACCCUAGCAAUUAUGGUGCUCUGAAUUGUAUCGACGGCAUCAGGGACGAGGUGCUGAGAAAGCAGAUGGAGUCUUUAGAAAUAAAUUUCCUUUCUAUGAAGAGAACCAUGGAAGAGUUUCAUGGUAUUGUUUUUUCAAUCGAGAAGAUUCAUCGAGACAGUAAACAGCAAAUUAAAGGUGGUUCCAGUAAGCCAAAUGCAAAGCAACUGCAGCAACGAGUUGGCAUAAAACCCAGCCUUGUUGACUGCUUGGAUGGGCUUUUGGUUCUUUAUGACAUGCACAAUUCUGAGUACCGUCUCAAAGCAUCAGUGGUUUCAGCACUAUCAGCACUUACCUUGAAACCCAGUGCCAGUGAUCUAUGUGCUCUCCAGCAGCUCCUGGUUGAUCAGCCUAAUAUCCCCAAAGAGGAAGUUCAAUUCAUAUUUGAUAUCAUAUUUGCUGAAGAAAUCUGUUGAUUCCACCGUGGUACAAAAUAGCAUAUCUUGUACCGGGAGUACAAAGUGGAAUCGUUUUUUGAGGUUUACUACGGUGAUCAUCUAGCAUGCUUGUUGCCUGGUAAGGAGACUCCAUAAAAGCUGUCUGCAGAGAGAAUCCUGAGAAAUUGGUGCUUGAUAGCACAAACAAGGCACUCAGAAUUCCGUUAGAUGACAAUCUUAUGUGAUGAUAUCCCGGGAAGUGGUGUGAUACAUAGGCGUAUAUACAAGGGAGGUGUCCAUGAUUUUCCUGUAUCGGUUGCAAGUUAUGCUUAGGUCUCUCUCUUGUAUACGUUAUGUGUACAUGGGCUAUGCCUAUUAUUCUCAUCAACAAAUGAUUUGUUAGUUAUAGGUAAAACUUGUUUCUGCCAAAACAAACAUUGACUUGCAGAAAUCCGAUAUUGAUGAGCUGGGAGCCUUUAUAUAGUACUUCAUUUCGACA